UCAUAUUAUUAUUAUUAUUAUUAUAUAAGUACGAACUUCUAGAACAAGAUAAGAUAUACAAGUUACAACGAAGACAACAUGCAAUUUCGAGUUUUAUUUUUCGUCUUAACGUAUUGUUUUAGUGCAAUACAAGGUACACCACUGCCAGGUGCUGAACCCCCAGCCCCAUUAUUGGAUGCCAUCGAAGUCCCCCCACCACAGAUUACUGAAAGUGAAUUAGCGACAUUGGCCGAAUCCGGGGUGCUAACACAUACUAACCGAAACGGAGGGGCAACUGGAGAUCCGCGCGGGUGUGGCCAGGAAUGUCCGUUGGGUUACAAAGUUGUUGCUGGAGUAAUUACAUGCGAAUGCAAGCACGAAGGAACUUACGAGGGAGACAUGCGGGUUUCAAAUGAAACCUAUCACGAGUUUCUCCGGAUGUUCGGUAUGGAUUGCGAAGAGCAUAGAACAAGAGGUGCCAGUCUCAGCAACGCGUGGCCCAAAACCGGAUCCUACGUUUACGUUCCUUACACAAUCAAAACCGGCUUCACGACAGAGCAACAGACCAAAAUCCAGGAAGCUAUAAACGACUUUGCCACUCGAACUUGCAUUCGGUUCGUCGCUCGAACUGCAGAGGUUGCUCACGUUGAGUUCACACCCGGUUCGGGUUGUUCUUCUUUCCUUGGCAAAACUGGACGCAAACAAGCGAUUACUUUAGCUGGCGGUUGCUUUAGACCCGGAACUGUUCGUCACGAAAUGAUGCACGCACUUGGUUUCUACCAUGAGCAUUCGAGGGCAGAUAGGGACAACCAUGUAGAAAUAAAAUGGGAUAAUAUUGCUUCCACAUACGAAGGCAACUUCCGUAAGAUUGCUGUUAGCAACUGGAAUAGCUACGGCUCACCAUACGAUAUUAACUCAACAAUGCAUUACGGAGCUUACGCUUUUGCCACUGACAGAAGCAGACCUACGAUUGUCGCCAAAGCUGCUAUCCCGGCAGGAAUAACCAUGGGACAAAGAUUGGGAUUCUCGCCACAAGAUUUGUUCCAGAUUAACGCAAAAUAUGGAUGUUCAGGGUACACAACAAGCACUGGAUCCACUACAAGCACUGCACCGACGACAACAACAACGACUGUCCCAACAACUGCAGCUUGCAUUGAUAAAAACACUAACUGCCCAACAUGGAAAACUCAAGGAUUCUGCACAGACAGCCGAUACGUGAGCUACAUGCAAAGUUUCUGCUACAGAAGUUGCAGUAGCUGUGCAGGCACAACAACAACAACAACUACAACGGCACCCACCACCACAACCACAACAACCACACCCGCGCCUACGACAACUACUACUACCACGACAGCUGGUUCAACUUCAACAACAGCGGGUUGCUCCGACAAUCACAGAUACUGUGCUGCGUGGGCACGUCAGAACUUUUGCACCACCGGCGCUUAUAUAAACUACAUGAGAAACACGUGCCCAAUGAGCUGUAACAUAUGUACUACUGGUACUACAACAGUCGCUGCAUGUACAGACAAGGCAGGGAGUUGCAACGCUUGGAAACAAGCCGGUUACUGUACAGGAAGAUACGCAACAUACAUGGCAACAAAUUGUAAAUCCAGUUGCGGUUUAUGCGCAAAUGCAGUUACUACGACAACCACCGCAGCACCAUGCGUCGAUAAAAGCACACAUUGUGCCGCAUGGGCAGCACAGCAAUAUUGCGUGAAGGACUUCGUGAACUACAUGCGUGCCAACUGUCGGGUCACCUGUGGUUUAUGCGGAGGUCACACAACUACUCAAGUAGCUACAACAACCGUAGCGUCAACUGGACUAGGUACCUACAAUGGUCAGUGUGGGAUUCCCAUGGUAAGCCUUCAGUUCCGAACACCAAGUCAGCGUAUUAUUGGAGGAACCAAUGCAAACUAUGGAAGCCACCCGUGGUUGGUAAACAUUCGCAGACUGACCGAUGUGAACAUAUGCGGCGGAACUCUCAUAGCCCCAAAUAAGGUCUUAACUGCUGCCCACUGCUUCGGGAAUAAUCGUAAUCCAAACGUCAAUUAUUACUUUGGAUUUUUGGGGAAGCAGGAUAGAAGGAUAAAUAGAGUCGACCGUGGACAAAGGCGAGUCUCAUUUGCCAGCAUUCUCAUUCACCCAAAUUACAAUCAUGCAACUACUGACAACGAUAUUGCAAUUAUCACACUCACCGAAUCUGUGACGUACAACAACUACGUCAGACCUGCAUGUUUACCCCAGCAGGACGAAACCCUUGCUGCCAGAACUUCGGGCGUUGUAGCUGGAUGGGGAGACGUUAGUGAUGCCGCUAGUAACCUUGGAAGCGACAUUCUUCAACAAGCAACGGUUGAAGUUAUCGACAAUACCGUGUGCAACCAAUGGCUUAAAAUAUUCACCAAUAGAGACGAUGAAGUAACAAGCAACAUGAUGUGUGCGGGGUAUGAGAGCGGUGGUCGAGACGCUUGCCAGGGUGACAGCGGUGGUCCAUUGAUUAUAAAAGUAUCCAACAGACUCUAUGUGUAUGGUAUUGUAUCAUGGGGUUAUGACUGCGGAAAAGUAAGAAAACCUGGAGUCUACACGAAGGUCUCCAACUACGUCACUUGGAUCAACUCUAAUUUAUGAAGAGUUUUUCGACCUCGAAUACUCAGUGAACCUGACAUCGCUUCAAACGUAGACAUUGUAUAUUUUAACAUUUUAUAUAGUUUGUUAUUGUCCUAUGCAGGAUGCUGGCUUGUAUGUAUUUUUUAUUUCUAAUUAUGUAGCUAAUAUAUUUUAUACCAGGUCUGGAACCCUAACGGGUCUUCUGGACUAACGUUUUUUAUUCUGCACUGUCAGUCCCAGUUUAUAAUUUUCACUUUACUUAAUCACUUUCUAUUUACACCUCAUGUAUUUUUUUACAUAACCGAGUGCAAUGACCAACACUAGAAACGGGCAUUUUAUUUUUUAUGUAUGAAUUUUCUCAAUAUCACAUCGUGAUGAAUAAAGAGUAUCGCAUUACUGAAAUGUUCUUGUU
This is a messenger RNA of Ciona intestinalis (vase tunicate), 2995 nucleotides long. Lineage: Eukaryota; Metazoa; Chordata; Ascidiacea; Phlebobranchia; Cionidae. The record is from RefSeq and is a predicted model, not a curated record.